Tarenaya hassleriana is the source of this 1110-nucleotide messenger RNA. RefSeq lists its product as uncharacterized. Gene Ontology annotation, biological process: protein targeting. The transcript is spliced from 6 exons. The record is from RefSeq and is a predicted model, not a curated record. NCBI's taxonomy places the organism in Eukaryota, Viridiplantae, Streptophyta, Magnoliopsida, Brassicales, Cleomaceae. Gene Ontology annotation, cellular component: membrane. The coding region runs from base 306 to 767 and encodes 153 amino acids.
GCGGCGGUGCGGAGUUGAAAAGACUGGAGGAGCCACUCUUGCAAUCCGAAGCGACAAACCAAAGCACUGGUGGAAUCCUCUUCCUGGGUAAGGGCUAAGGGAUAACCAUAUUUAGGGCAAACUCGGCUCCUGAACUAUCUCCUUAAGGAGUUCAAAUCUGAGGUUCUGAAAUUCUACUUUUUCCAGAGUUCUCUCUCCACUUUGUCUCCUCAACUUCCAUGUCCUAAUCUUUAACUCAACACACCAAAUUCCACAAGACGGCCUCUGAUUUUCAUAUCGGAGCGGGAUGACGGUUUUCCCGGCAAAUGUCUCAGAUGUCGUUUCCAGGUUUAAUCCAGUUGGGUCAUCCUAAACUUCCACACUUUCGGAAUCAAAGAGCUUAUUCUCACGGGAUCAGAACCAGUAUCUUAAACCCCUUCACGAUUCUCGGAGGGAGUGUCUUUUAUAACCAGACAAAGUAUGUUGGUUGCAAAUCUACGGUAUCUGUAACUGCUACCCAUCAACCUUUGAGCUCUCAUGACCGAUUACCCCCAGAGCCCUUCUGGUUGAGCCUUCUUAAGGAUUUCAUCUGGAGUCUGAGAACUCUGUUCUCGUUUCUGGCUGAGCAACCAGGCCAGCUUAAACACGUAGAGUGGCCGAGUUUCAAAAGCACGCUCAAGACCGCCACACUGAGCCUUGUACUUGUAGCCGUCUUCAUUGUGGCACUUUCAUCUGUGGACUCCGCUCUUUGUUACGUAUUAUCUCUGGUCUUGAGGAAAGCCACGUGAGCCGAGUGAAUGAAGCAUUUUGCAAUCUCAAGGCAUUCAAAUAAUCGGAUUGGAAAACAUUCGCUAGCUUCUGAAGGGAUCAGAAUCGUCGAAACGUUAUCAGGAUGUCUCAAGGCGCACUUGGCAUUCCCCUUUUUUCAUUUCUUGUGCCAUGCAAGGAUAAUGCUCGUGUAGGAAAAAACCCACAUAAUAGUUAUAAUAAAAAGCUCUCUGCUUUUCUAUUACACAAGUAGCUUGCACAUAAACUUCCAAGUAAGCGACAGUUAUUUGGUUCCUUAUUGAAAUGUGGUCGCUUCUUAUUCUUGUUACACUUUUGUUUUAUUAUUUGUCAUGUCAGCCUUCA